CACGUGAAACACCUGAAACACGUGAAACACCUGAAACACGUGAAACACCUGAAACACCUGGAACACGUGACCAGAACAGAGCCUUCAGGUGAUGGCGAGAUCAGAAAAUGAUGUCAUUGACUUCCUGGCGCUGGAGAGAGAGCUGCAGACGGCGGUCGAGUCUGAACGCCGACAUCAGAGAGAGAACGACGCUAAACUGAGAGCCGUCAGCCAGAGAGGCUCCUCCUACAACCAGUUCAGAGACCUGGUCCUGUCCUGCCACCUGAAGCCUCUAGAGAAGAAAGAUAAAGACGGAGCUCCACGGAAACAGCCAUGGAACCCCGUCGCCCCGAGCAACGAGAGAUACCCCGUCGCCCCGAACUACGAAAGAUGAACUUUAUUUGACUGUGAUUGUAAUAAAACAUGUUGCUA
This is a messenger RNA of Anoplopoma fimbria (sablefish), 411 nucleotides long. It is a transcript of the gene dnaaf19, whose product is annotated as coiled-coil domain containing 103. NCBI's taxonomy places the organism in Eukaryota, Metazoa, Chordata, Actinopteri, Perciformes, Anoplopomatidae. Gene Ontology annotation, cellular component: outer dynein arm. Gene Ontology annotation, biological process: inner dynein arm assembly; determination of left/right symmetry; epithelial cilium movement involved in extracellular fluid movement. Bases 92 to 373 code for a protein of 93 amino acids. The record is from RefSeq and is a predicted model, not a curated record. The transcript has 3 exons.